Messenger RNA from Rhagoletis zephyria (snowberry fruit fly), 1587 nucleotides. RefSeq names its product paired box protein gooseberry (gene gsb). Lineage: Eukaryota; Metazoa; Arthropoda; Insecta; Diptera; Tephritidae. Gene Ontology annotation, molecular function: RNA polymerase II cis-regulatory region sequence-specific DNA binding; DNA-binding transcription factor activity, RNA polymerase II-specific. The record is from RefSeq and is a predicted model, not a curated record. Gene Ontology annotation, biological process: anatomical structure development; regulation of transcription by RNA polymerase II.
AUGACAGUCUCAACUUUGAAUAUGACACCGUAUUUCGCUGGAUAUCCCUUCCAAGGUCAAGGACGCGUUAAUCAACUCGGCGGCGUCUUCAUCAACGGGCGCCCACUACCCAAUCACAUUCGCCGCCAGAUUGUCGAAAUGGCCGCUGCCGGCGUACGUCCUUGCGUCAUCUCUCGCCAGCUGCGCGUUUCGCAUGGCUGCGUUUCGAAGAUACUAAAUCGUUACCAGGAAACCGGCUCCAUACGUCCGGGUGUAAUUGGCGGCAGCAAACCACGCGUCGCCACUCCCGAUAUUGAGUCCAAAAUUGAGGAGAUGAAAAAUGCCAGUCCGGGCAUUUUCAGCUGGGAAAUACGCGCUAAACUCAUCGAGUCUGGCAUGUGCGACAAAAACACCGCGCCAUCAGUUAGUUCUAUCAGUCGUUUGCUGCGUGGUGGCGCGCGCUCUGAGUCGGGCAGCUCGGCGCACUCCAUCGAUGGCAUUUUGGGCGCAGGCGGUCUGUCAAAUGGUUCCGGCGAUGACAGCGAGGACGAUGCGGAGCCGGGCGUACAAUUAAAACGCAAGCAGCGUCGCUCACGCACCACCUUCUCGAAUGAUCAAAUCGAUGCUUUGGAGCGCAUAUUCGCGCGCACACAAUACCCAGAUGUCUACACACGUGAGGAGUUGGCACAGAGCACCGGCUUGACUGAGGCACGCGUUCAAGUUUGGUUCUCAAAUAGGCGCGCACGCUUACGCAAGCAACUCAAUACCACACAACAAGUGUCGGGCUUUGGCGCUGCCGCUUCGAGUGGUCUCGCUUCGGCGGGUUUCGCUAGCGCUGCUGCCGUUGCUUCGCAGUACCAUUCACAUCACCAUCAUCAUCAUCAUUCAAGCGCCGCCGCUGCUGCAGCUGCCGCUGCACACUCAAUGUCAGCCUCAGCCGCAGCGUUGUCACACAAUCAUUCACAUCAGAUGGGUUUGUAUAGCCAGGCUUGGAAUACUUUUGGCAGUAGCGCCACACAAGCCGCCGCCGUAGCUGCAGCUUCAAAUGUUUUCGAGCCACAUCAGAACUAUGGUCACUCAAGCGGCUCAGUGGCUUCCAUGUCACCGACAAGCAGCACAAGUUCGGCUUCGUUGAGCCCAGUGCAUCAGGCUGGCGCAAAUGUUGGUAACGUCAGUGCUGGCAACAGCAACAAUAAUAUUGGCAGCGGUAACAACUUCACCAACGCUAAUACUAGCUAUGGCAUGUCAUCGGCAGCAGCAACCACAACCACCACAGCUGCCGCGACAGCGGUCAACAGCAGCUCCUCAGCUACCACGGCUGCCUCGUCAACCUCGUCAGCUGCUUAUGCCUCUUCUGCGUCGGCUUAUGGUUUGGGCGCUAGCAAUAGCUUCACGACUGCCACUUCAGCUGAGCAGCUGCGCUCGCAAUUCGCUUCGGCCGCUGCUUCGGGCUCGCAUCAUCCAGCCAUGUCCUCAUGGGACUCCUACAACUUCCCUGGCUCGUUCUUCCCGUCCGGCGCAAAUCACAUGGGUGGCUACUCACAGGGUAUGGGCGAACACAAGUCGGCUGCUGGCGCCGCCGCGGCCUACCCAUAUUUUGGAUUUUAG